AUGUUCUGGUCGACAGCAUAUGGGAUACCCACAGCAAUUGGUAUAUCCCGCACAGUUCAAUACAACAUUGAACACUUCACCCAGAAUCGCGUGCUGACCUACUGGUACAGACCAGAUGUGCGGUUCGCGCAGCAGGACCCGCAGCCCAUCAUCUUCCCGCGACACCGCAAUUUAGAGUGGGCUCAGGGAAACAAACGGACUAUGGCCGAGGGCUCCUAUAUCGGAAAGCUGGUAACACGCGGCUUGCGUGUACAAGCUUUCAAGUUAUACGAGCUCCUGAAAAGCUUGCAGCUAGAUCUUGCAGAGGUACAAAAUCUGUUGACAAGAGUGGCCGCAGAAGAUUUGCCACUCGAUGACGCUGCCUGCCAGUGGGUUUUGUCCAACAACCAGAGGUGGAGAAAUUGGUUGCGAGCGGACACGAGCUGCCUUCCGGGCUAUGGGCUGGUCGAUGCAAGAGGAACAUAUGUCACAUCUCGUGCUGCAGCUGUCAGCUGCAGCUUCUGUUCGCAUGGGACGGCAUCCAGCUCGCUGCUUGACGACGCUGGGGAAACGUACACAUGCCGUUCCUGCGUUCCUGGCACUUAUCAGAGCCUCUCUGGAGGAACCAUUUGCGAAUACUGCGACCCUGGCAAGGCGGCUGCUGACAGCGGCCGCUCCAGCUGUGACGUCUGCACAGUUGGCAGCUUUGCGAACGCGUCGGGAAUGACCGCAUGCCAGCGCUGUGGGAUUGGAGAACAGUGGACUACCAGUCGCAUCGCACAGAUGUACGGGGAAAACAGGACGGGAAUUUCUCAAGCUCGUGCUCUAUUCGUAGGGUUUUCUGUGAGAGAUCUUUUUAAAGGCAGGGUAUGGAUAGUUGUAUCCUUCACGUGGGGGCCUAGAUUAUAUUAUCAAGAAAAUGUCCCAGGUUCCUUGUAG
Messenger RNA from Symbiodinium pilosum, 918 nucleotides. Lineage: Eukaryota; Dinophyceae; Suessiales; Symbiodiniaceae. The record is from the annotation of a GenBank genome assembly.